Molecule: messenger RNA, 698 nt
Organism: Mastomys coucha (southern multimammate mouse)
Lineage: Eukaryota; Metazoa; Chordata; Mammalia; Rodentia; Muridae
Product: rho GTPase-activating protein 20-like
Exons: 6
Coding region: 171-611 (146 amino acids)
Molecular function (GO): GTPase activator activity
Source: RefSeq, a predicted model, not a curated record
CCCUGACUACUGCAGAAUUCUCACAGGCCAGCAGUUGGUCUGCCAACUGCUGAAGCCAUCUUUGAUAUUAGAGCCAAGGAAGAAAUAGCUUCAAGUCCUUUGAAAGACCAUCCAUUCCAGGAUCCCCAGUGAAGUGUUUGACUUGUUCCAGGAAAGACCUUUCUCCUGACAUGGAAACCCUUGCUCAGAGAGCGUUGUUUUUGGAUGCCAUACCUGGAAACUUGCUGCUCCAAGGCCCUGUGGCACUCAGAAGAGGCUGGAGAAAGAAGAGGCGCCAUCUCUUCUUGUUCAAUGAUGUUUUGGUUGUGUCUAAUAAUGUACAAAAGAAGAAGCUUAAGGUAAAAUAUAUCAUCCCACUGAGUUGCCUCUGGAUUUUUGACUACGCAGACCUCGUUGGGGGAGACAACAGUGCUACCUGCAAGUCCAUCUUUCUUUUCUGGCCCAUGGAAAAUUUUGUGGCCACCUUUAGUACCAAGGAACAGAAAAAAUGGUGGUGUUUUUUCAUCCAAAGAUCCAUUAACGAAGCCAAGAAGAGGGUUGAGAAUAAGAGUACUACUGUACUGCAGGUUUCCAGGGAUCACAGCCAAGGCUGCACCAGCGCAUGCGCAUAGACACCUGCUGCUGUCUUUACCCAAUCCAGAGGAAGACCCGGGACUUUGUUCCCUCCAGGAUAAAUAAAAUAUUCUUUAUGUUGAGAA